This is a messenger RNA of Aspergillus campestris IBT 28561, 344 nucleotides long. RefSeq lists its product as uncharacterized. Lineage: Eukaryota; Fungi; Ascomycota; Eurotiomycetes; Eurotiales; Aspergillaceae. Bases 49 to 261 code for a protein of 70 amino acids. The record is from RefSeq and is a predicted model, not a curated record. The transcript has a single exon.
UAUCCAUACAUAUCCCUUAGAUCCUCCGUCCCUACUCAGGAGUGAGAUAUGUCGUACAAAGAACAGGCAGGAUCCGUGACCCCUUCGGCGGGAUACGAUGCAUUCAUGCCAAGAAUGAGACUCUCCGUCCCGCGGGGCGAUCCCCCGAGUUUCAUUUCUUGCGUUCUCUUCUCCGUUCUUAUUUUAUUCUUUCCCUUUUUCUACGUUUUCUAUUUUAUUCUUUCUCCCCAUUUAAUGGAUAUUUUAUUUUAUUUUAUUUAAAUAAUGUAUGGGGUAGUGGGGAUGAUAUAGGUGGUUUCUUGAUUCCGGUCUUGGCGGGGCCGGAUGGGACGGGGCGGUUGGUU